GCGGGCAGCCGGCUCUGCUGGGUCGUUCCUCGGGACCGCCCCGCCGCCGCACGGCUCCUCUGAUUGGACGUGGCUGCGCCCGGCCGGCCAAUAGCGCGGCGGCGGCAGGUUCCCGGAAGUGGCGGCGCGGCGGGGCCAGACCUCAGCUUCCGCGAGCGGUGUGGGGAUCGGUCAGCCGUGCUGUGCCGGCGCUAUGAGUUCCUUCAUGGGGCAGAUGGCCGAGUAUCCAACCAUCUCCAUAGACCGCUUCGACAGGGAGAACCUGAAGGCCCGCGCCUACUUCCUGUCCCACUGCCACAAGGAUCACAUGAAAGGAUUAAGAGCCCCUACCUUGAAAAGAAGGUUAGAGUGCAGCUUGAAGGUUUGCUUAUACUGUUCACCUGUUACUAAAGAGUUGUUGUUAACUAGCCCAAAGUACAGAUUUUGGGAGAAACGAAUCAUAUCCAUUGAAAUUGAAACUCCUACCCAGAUACCUUUAGUCGAUGAAGCGUCAGGUGAGAAGGAAGAGAUUGUUGUGACUCUCCUACCAGCUGGUCAUUGUCCAGGAUCAGUUAUGUUUUUAUUUCAGGGCAAUAAUGGAACAGUCUUGUACACGGGAGACUUCAGAUUGGCGAAGGGAGAAGCCGCCAGAAUGGAGCUUCUGCACUCUGGGGGCAGAGUGAAAGACAUCCAAAGUGUAUACUUAGAUACUACUUUCUGUGAUCCAAAAUUUUAUCAAAUUCCUAGUCGAGAGGAGUGUCUGAGUGGAAUAGUAGAGCUGGUUCGAAGCUGGAUCACUCGGAGUCCAUACCAUGUCGUGUGGCUGAACUGCAAAGCAGCUUACGGGUAUGAGUACCUAUUCACCAACCUUAGUGAAGAAUUUGGAGUCCAGAUUCAUGUGGACAAACUAGACAUGUUUAGAAACAUGCCGGACAUUCUUCAUCAUCUCACAACAGACCGCAGCACUCAGAUCCAUGCCUGUCGCCAUCCGAAGGCAGAGGAAUAUUUUCAUUGGAAUAAAUUACCUUGUGGAAUUAUUUCCAAAAAUAGAAUUCCACUCCACACAAUCAGCAUUAAGCCAUCCACUAUGUGGUUUGGAGAAAGAACCAGAAAAACAAAUGUAAUUGUGAGGACUGGAGAGAGUUCAUACAGAGCUUGUUUUUCUUUUCAUUCUUCCUACAGUGAGAUUAAAGAUUUCCUGAGCCACAUCUCUCCUGUGAACGUGUAUCCAAAUGUCAUUCCAAUAGGCACAACUAUGGAUAAGGUUGUAGAAAUCUUAAAGCCUUUAUGCCGAUCUUCCCAAAGUACUGAGCCAAAGUAUAAACCACUUGGAAAAUUGAAGAGAGCCAGAAAAACUCACUUACACUCAGAGGAGGAAGAUGACCUCUUUGAUGAUCCCGUGCCGUUACCGUUAAGGCACAAGGCUCCAUACCAGCUAACUCUUCACCCUGACGUAUUUGUAAUGACUGCAACAUCACAAAGCCAGCCUGAACAACAGAGGCAAAGCACAGGCUACCUCAAAGCAGAGAGUAUGCAAACCUUUCCUUGGGCAAACUUUAUAGAUUGUGAAGAAUCUAACAGCGAAAGUGAAGAAGAAUUACAAACCCCAGCUUCAUCUCAAGAAGACGUGGGUGCUGUCACACACCACCAGCAAAAGGCUGAUGGAGAAGUACCACGGUGGGAAGUAUUCUUUAAAAGAAAUGAUGAAAUCACAGAUGACGGUUUAGAAAACCCCCCUUCUUCCACAGAGGCAGGGGGCUCUCAGUCACCAAAGAUUUUUAGUGACUCUGAUGGGGAAUCAACUCACAUCUCUUCCCAGAAUUCUUCUCAGUCAACACACAUAUCUGAACAAGGGAGUCAAGGCUGGGACAGCCAAUCGGACACUGUUUUGUUAUCAUCCCAAGAGAGAAAGAGUGGGGAUAUUACCUCCUUAAACAAAGGGAGCUACAGACCAAGAAUCAAAGAGAAUACUCCUGCCUCUCAGAUGGAACAAAAUGUACUUUGUCCAAAGGAUACUUACUCUGACUUGAAACACAGAGAUCAAGAUGGAAAGAUGGUUCCCAGUGUUGGAGAACCAACUACUCUAAGCAGUGGGAAACACAUACCUCAGGAGAAAAGACUGUUAGAUCUUAGCACCAAUGCAGGUUCCCAGAGCUCCUCAGAGUUUGAAAUUCCCUCAACACCAGAAGCUGAGCUACCUAAAGAAGAGCAUUUACAUUAUUUAUAUGAGAAGCUGGCAAGAGGUGAGAAUAUAGUCAUUGAAAAAAGAAAAAGCUCACUCUUAGAUACUUAAAAACUAAAAGCCUUGCAUUCUAGAGCAACCAUUAAAAACCCUAUGCAAAGAGGUAAGAGUCCAAAUCAUAACAGACACAUCAGAGUGGAGUACUUAAAAAUGGUCCUGUAACCUAAAACAGGGCAGUAAAAGGGAAGCAGAGAACAAAAAAUAGUGGUGAAAAACAGAAAAGAUAUGGUAACUAAGUCCAGACAUCAAUAAUUACAUUAAGUGAAAAUGGUCAGAACACACCAAUGAAAAUAUAGUGAAAAAACAACCCUCCUAGAUGCAGUCUCUAAGAAACUCACUGCAAAUGAUGCAGGGAGGUUAAAAGUAAAGGAUGGGAAAAGGUAUCUAAAUACUACUUAAAAGAAAGCUAGAGUGACUAUAUUAAUAUCAAACAAAUUUCUAAUGAUAAAAAGUCCAGUUCACUAAGACACAAUGCUAAAUGUAUAUGUACCUAAAAACAGCUUCAAAAUAUACAAAGCAAAAACCAAGGAGAAAGACAAACUCAUGCACAACUCUAGCUGGAGACUCUACCAUUCCUCUAUUAGUAAUAGAAUUAGCAUACAGAAAGUGAGCAAGGAUAUAGAACUGAAUAAUAGUACCACUGACUAACUGGAUCUAAUUGACACAGAACACUCCUCCCAGCAACAGAAGUGCCUAUGGCACAUUCACAAUAGACUGUAUCCUGCAGGAUCAUAAAAACACUUCAAGAAGUCAGCCCCUUACAUAUCUCAAAAGAUAUAUCACUUAAGAAUGCUGGUGUGAAUACGAAGACAAAUUUAAAAGUAGAAAAAUUAGGACCCAGAAGAAAAUAAUUAAAUAGUAAAAGCAUAAGUGUGUUCUGUGAAUCGUUUGAUUUCCUUCAAGCCUGUCAGUGAGUUAUGUUUUUGCAUAGUUAGGUGUUUAAUAAAGUUCUAUUAAUCACACUUUGGGGUAUGCUGGCAUUUUAGAGAUUAAGGAAGCAAAAGGAGAGAUUUCACUUAAAACGAGUUUAAGUGGAGUCUCUCAAACAAUUUGCAGAUCAAUUAAACUAAAUGAUACACAUUA
Messenger RNA from Ailuropoda melanoleuca (giant panda), 3304 nucleotides. RefSeq names its product DNA cross-link repair 1C (gene DCLRE1C). Bases 194 to 2272 code for a protein of 692 amino acids. Gene Ontology annotation, molecular function: 5'-3' DNA exonuclease activity; damaged DNA binding. NCBI's taxonomy places the organism in Eukaryota, Metazoa, Chordata, Mammalia, Carnivora, Ursidae. The record is from RefSeq and is a predicted model, not a curated record. Gene Ontology annotation, biological process: double-strand break repair via nonhomologous end joining; interstrand cross-link repair; telomere maintenance. The transcript has 14 exons.